Nothobranchius furzeri (turquoise killifish) is the source of this 2719-nucleotide messenger RNA. RefSeq lists its product as uncharacterized. NCBI's taxonomy places the organism in Eukaryota, Metazoa, Chordata, Actinopteri, Cyprinodontiformes, Nothobranchiidae. The record is from RefSeq and is a predicted model, not a curated record.
CUGCUCCUUCUGUCUCAGGAGGAGCAUUAGAAAUAGUUCAUGUUCCUGAUUUUAAUCUCAGUAAAACUAAAUCCUCGAUUUAUUAAUCGUUGUUGCUAGUUAUAUAUUUAGCAGCUAACUAGCAACUAACUAGCAGCUAACUAGCAGCUAACUAGCAGCUAACAACCCCCACACCUGGAGUAACAGACACCUCCCUAACAGCUCCGGAGUGUUUUAAUAGAAAACAUUUUAUUAAUUUUCAGUUAGGUUGUUUUUAUUAUGUAGCUGCAGGUAUAAACUACCUUUAAUGUACUAUUUUUAUUUCUAACUCAUGACUCAGGAUGGGAGUGAGCUUCUUUCUGACUGGACCCUUCUGGGCGUUGCACCAGCAACCAGCCUCUCUUUUCUGUUUGAAAUGUGAGGCUGAAUGUUCCUGCUGCUGUUUAACAAACAGGUGACAUCAGAUCAAAAUCUGUUGAGUUAGUUUAACUCCAGCUGAGUACAUUUUACUCAUAUAGAGUAUGUACUCUGAGUAGAUACUCUGUAUGAGUAUCUACUCAGAGUGCAUUUGGUCCCACGAGCCUCGUUUUUCCCGUGAUUUGGCCUGUUUGGUUGAUUCUGCUCCCGAUCAUAAACAUUCCCACUGGUCUGUUGUUUCUGUUAAAGCUGUUGGCUGCUUAUGAUUUACUGAUUUUACGGAACCAAACAAUAAAAAACUAAAUCUCAGUGAUUGGUCAAUUGAUGUUGCUGAUUUCUGGACCUCAUGGGUAAACCUGACUUGACCAAUUGCCUCCAGAAUGUCUCAGAUCUGAUUAUUUGAAUCACAUUUAUUCCCGUUUAUUCUGGGAUUAGACAGAUCCUGCUGGGUAACAUCCGCUCUGCAGCUCAACAGAAAGUCUCACCUCUCCGCCACCGGAGCUCCCAGAGGCGGACGCGCGGCUCCGGGCGCUCCUCACCAAUCAGCGGAGGCAGAGUCGUGACUCCCGGGGGCUCCGUGGGUUCUUCAGUCGGGCUCGCUGCAGGAUUCUGUCAUCCAACGUGUCUGAGCUCGUGAGGAAACGUGCUUUUGGCUCGUUCUGUGCUCUCCGCGCUCCCGCGUCUCCAGCUAAAUGCAACCCAGAGGAAGGAUUUUCCGUCUUCAGUUGUGCGUAAAAGUUGCGCCCCCGCCAGUGUUCUGCGCGUCAUGCCUCCCAGCAGGAACUAAAUUCUCAGACGCACCCAUGAGCUCGCGCUGGAGAGCGACCCCCCAUCUGCAGGAACCUGUGGGGUUUUAGGAAAACCGCAUCCAGCUUUCCUCUGGAAGGAGAAGUUUGGAGAGUUCAGCCCACCCCGCGGGUCCACAUGGAGGAAACGAUGUUUGUGUGCAACACCAGCGCCAUCAAGGACUGGAGCUACUUCCUGUCUCGGAUCUUGCCUCUGAUGAAUAAAACCAGCGGGCUGGUCAGCAUGGAGAGGGCGGAGAGCGCUACCACCACCGUGGUGACCUCCCUGCAGCCGGACGGUGCCAUCAGCGCCAGCGACGCGCCUCUCAACUCCAACCACACCUCGGGCAUGGAUCACGUCCUCCAGUAUUCCUACUCCGAGAGCGACCUGCUGCUCACGGACUUCCGCAACCCCGCGCGAGACCCCAUCCCGCUGCCCAAGGCGGUGCUGUACCUGCUGAUGGCGGCGCUGGUGGUGGUGGCGGUGGCCUACGCCAUAGUUGGACAUCUGGUCAAAGACGUUCUUAACGACUUCGUGGGUGGAGGCCGGUCGAUGGUUGCUGAAGGUGACGGCGGUGAAAGCAGUGAGCCAGACUGGACGCUCAGCGCCCAUCGAGCUGCCAACCACGAGACCAAGAUCAGCUGCAUCACCAAUGUGAGCGAGCGGGUGGAGGUGAACUACAACCACAACAGCUGCUUGAACCCGAGCAGGUCGGAGGAGACUGUGGUCACGGUGGACGAGACCCUGGAGCAGCGUCUUCCCGACACUCACUCCGGGACCUAACCGGGACCCUGGGCUGGUUCAGAGAGAAAUACAGCAGCAUGCUUGCGUGCACUUCCUGUUUAAAGCACAUUUACAAGUCGUUCAAGACGGAUGGAACUUUGUCCUCUGUGGCGUCGCCCGUGGGUGGUGCUGUGAUGGUGGGCCGGCGGGGCGGGGAGACGUCUGGAGUGGACUCCUUAAUGCUGAGAACAAUGAAAAGAGGAUGGCCGCAGCGUCCCUGGAUUAGAGAAGAAGCUAUUCAUGACUCGCUGAUUUUUAAAAGCUUUAAUGUACAAAUGAAAAAAAACACAAAGACGUGUUUAUCACCUAAAAACAUCCCGUUAGUCCGGGCUUCCUGCGAUGUGGCUGCAACUGUUAUUCUCCUCUGGGUAAUCCGGCUCUCAUCACUGAUGCACAGAUCAGAAGUCCUGUUCCCUUUAAGGGAAAAGGCACGCAUCACCUUCAAGAGUCGCACCUGAACGUUCAAAGCCACAGCUGGAUGUGUCCUCCCUGCUGCUCCUGUGACCUGUGUGACCUCUGCAGGUGCUGCCACUAAAGCCAGCAGGACACGUGUUUCUGUGCAUGCUGACAACACCUUUUCCCAGGAAAGGAAACUUCCGUGGAUCUGACUUCCACGGAUUCCACGUAGAAAGGAGAACAUUAGAAAUUCACUCUGACAGAUAAACCCGAGAAAAUGUGUUUUUACCUUCAUGCUGUUUGUCACAGCUGUCCUCUUCACAAUAAACAGCAUGGGUGAACGUUCUUGUUUCAUUUA